This is a messenger RNA of Sciurus carolinensis (gray squirrel), 1858 nucleotides long. It is a transcript of the gene Gps2, whose product is annotated as G protein pathway suppressor 2. Gene Ontology annotation, cellular component: transcription regulator complex. The transcript is spliced from 11 exons. The record is from RefSeq and is a predicted model, not a curated record. NCBI's taxonomy places the organism in Eukaryota, Metazoa, Chordata, Mammalia, Rodentia, Sciuridae. The coding region runs from base 211 to 1401 and encodes 396 amino acids. Gene Ontology annotation, biological process: regulation of transcription by RNA polymerase II. Gene Ontology annotation, molecular function: transcription coregulator activity.
CCGUCCCCGUGCGCUUCCGCAUUUCCUUCCUGUCCAACCCGCAAGGCCGGUCGCUGCCGUGACUCCGGAAGGAUUCGAUCGGGCCGCCGGAUGUGACGCCGGGGCCAAGGAGCCGGAGACCGCGGAGAGAGCAUCUAGAAGACACCGUCUGAGGUCUGGCAAUCAGUGACAGAGCCGGGCGCCCGCGGCCUGAGCGCCCCCGACAGCACCAUGCCAGCGCUCCUGGAACGUCCCAAGCUUUCCAACGCCAUGGCCAGGGCGCUACACCGGCACAUCAUGAUGGAGCGUGAGCGCAAGCGGCAGGAGGAGGAAGAGGUGGACAAGAUGAUGGAACAGAAAAUGAAGGAAGAACAGGAGAGAAGGAAGAAAAAGGAGAUGGAAGAGAGAAUGUCACUAGAGGAGACCAAGGAACAGAUUCUCAAGUUGCAGGAAAAGCUUUUGGCCCUACAGGAAGAGAAGCACCAGCUUUUCUUGCAGCUCAAGAAAGUUUUACACGAGGAAGAAAAACGGAGGCGAAAGGAGCAGAGCGACCUGACCACCCUAACAUCAGCUGCAUACCAGCAGAGCCUGACUGUUCACACAGGAACUCAUCUCCUCAGCAUGCAGGGGAGCCCUGGAGGACAUAAUCGCCCAGGCACCCUCAUGGCAGCUGACAGAGCUAAACAGAUGUUUGGACCCCAAGUACUCACGACCCGGCACUACGUGGGCUCAGCAGCUGCUUUCCCAGGGACUCCAGAGCAUGGGCAAUUCCAAGGCAGCCCAGGUGGUGCUUAUGGGACCGCUCAGCCCCCACCUCACUAUGGACCCACACAACCAGCCUAUAGUCCUAGUCAGCAGCUCAGAGCACCUUCAGCAUUUCCUGCAGUGCAGUACCUAUCUCAGCCACAGCCACAGCCCUACGCCGUGCAUGGCCACUUUCAGCCCACCCAAACAGGGUUCCUCCAGCCUGGUGGUGCCCUGUCCUUGCAAAAGCAGAUGGAACAUGCUAACCAGCAGACUGGCUUCUCUGAUUCAGUAACUUUGUCCUCUGCAGUCCUCCCUGCGUCCCAUGCACCCCCAGGCUCUGCAUCCAGCCCCUGGACUCCUUGCCUCCCCCCAACUCCCUGUGCAGAUGCAACCAGCAGGAAAGUCAGGCUUUGCCACUACCAGCCAACCUGGCCCUCGGCUCCCCUUCAUCCAACACAGCCAGAACCCGCGAUUCUACCACAAGUGACCAUCAAAUUGUCUUCAACCUUAUCCCUCUAUCCCCCAUGGGUGAGGGUCUUUCUUCCCUUUAUGUCCCAGGCCAAUAAAAUCUACCUGCCACUGCCCCUGGCUGCUGCUGUUUGUGUCACUUCCCACCCAGCUGUCUGGAAUAUGCCAAGGCUGCUUGGAGGGUGGAGGGGAUGGCUGGUAGAUUAACAAGUGGUAAGACAGUGGGUUACAAUAAACCAGUGGCAGUUCAGUCUAUUCUGGCAUCCAAAUACCAAAUAUUUUCCAGUCAACAAAUACCCCUUUAAUUCAAAUAAGCAGCUGACUUGGGGGCUUCAUAUUAAACUUGUAGUUUUAUUCAGGUUUGAUUUUAACAAAUGUGUCGGGGAGAGAGCCCGCAGGAAAGGGUAAAGCCCAUAGGGGCAGGUCCCCUUCCCUCUCCUCCUCUUCCCUCCCCAUAUAAAGGGAUUUGGGGAGAGAUACAGGCAGGGGAGGGGGCUGGUCCCUGGUCUGUAGGGUUGGUGCUUGGGUUAAAGGGCUAUGGGUGAAUAAGAGACCAGACCAAGGACAAGUGGGGAGAAGGGCACAAGGACCAUUCGCCAGAAUCCACAGCUUUCUGAUUCCAAAUUGAAUUAAAAAAAAAAAAAAAAAAAAAAAAAAAAAAAAA